Molecule: messenger RNA, 2443 nt
Organism: Pygocentrus nattereri (red-bellied piranha)
Lineage: Eukaryota; Metazoa; Chordata; Actinopteri; Characiformes; Serrasalmidae
Product: CD209 antigen-like protein C
Exons: 5
Coding region: 113-907 (264 amino acids)
Biological process (GO): biological process involved in interspecies interaction between organisms
Cellular component (GO): external side of plasma membrane
Molecular function (GO): D-mannose binding; fucose binding
Source: RefSeq, a predicted model, not a curated record
AAUUAUAACAGACAACACAUCAACUCAUUCAGACGACAGCAAUGAUUAUGAAGACAUCUACGCCAAUGAAGAUGUCCCAGAGACGGAUGUGACCGCAACCCGUAAAGCAACUAUGACCUCAGCAGGAAGCAGAUACUACAGACUGGCUGCAGUGUGUCUGGGGCUGCUGUGUGUUCUCCUGCUUACUGGCAUCACAGUGCUGUGGAUCAAGUUCAACAACCUGACUAUAGAGAGAGACCAGUUACAGACCAGCUACACCAGCCUGACUAUGGAGAGAGACCAGUUAAAGACCAGUUACAUCAGCCUGACUAGAGAGAGAGACCAGUUACAGACCAGCUACACCAACCUGACUAUAGAGAGAGACCAGUUACAGACCAGCUACACCAGCCUGACUAUAGAAAGAGACCAGUUACAGACCAAUAAUGACAACAUGAAGAAUGAGAUGGGCCAAUUACAGAAAGAAAAGGAAACACUUCAGAAGAAACUGUCACUAUUAGAGCAAGAAAAGAUCACUUUCAGGGACAGUUUCUACUACAUCUCUACUGAGAAGAAGAGCUGGAGCGCAAGCAGACAGUUCUGCAGAGAGAGAGGAGCAGACCUGGUGAUCAUAAACAGCAGAGAAGAACAGGAGUUCAUAGGUAAAGUAUUUGGCUGCACUGAAGCUUGGAUUGGUCUGACAGACAGACACUCAGAGGGGGAUUGGAAAUGGGUGGACGGCUCAGCUUUGACUACUAGUAAGAAGUUCUGGUUUAACGGGGAACCCAAUGAUUAUGAAGGAAAUGAGGACUGUGCUGUAUCUGGCUAUAAAGGUGCUGGAUCGGAACGUGUGUCAACCUGGGCUGAUUAUCCGUGUAAUCACCAUGAAAUUAAAUUUGUAGGUAUCUGUGAGGAAAAAAAAAUAAUUUAGUCUACAUGAGACUAAAUUACUAAGACAUCCUUUGGACUCUGCUACAUGCAUGUUAUGUCAGUCAUUUGGCUCGACUCAUCGCGUUUGAUAUAUCCACCGCUCCUCCAGAACUCGACUCACCUUGUUGACCUUGUUGUCCAGAACAACUUUGACAUGUUAACAAAUGAGAAUAUCGUCGUAUGCGUUCACAAGUUUACCCAUCAUGUCAUGCAGGACGUUGUUGAUGAAAGUCUAGAAGAUGCAGGAGCACUGGAAAGGCCAGCAUUACUAAGUGUUCAUAGUGCCCCCUGGUGGUGACAAAAGCAGUUUGACACUGUUUUCGCACUAGGUUAUCUGCACUCUUUAAAUCUAAUUUGGUGAAAUAUUGAGUCACUCUGACUUGCUUAAGUGUUACAGGGAUGAGAGGAAGUGGGUAGGUUUUUUGUGAUUUGGUUAAGUCUUAGGGAAUCAGUGCACUGGUGAAGACCACCAUCCUUUUUCUUUACAAAAAAGAAACCAGAAGCCACCAAUGAGGUGCAUGGUCUAAUAAAGCUUUGCUAUAAUGCUUCCCAUAUGUAAGAAUCCAUGGCUCACUCCUCCUGCAUCAAGGGAUAUAAUCUAGACUUUCUCAGUUAGAUCAAUAGCACAAUCAUAGAGGUGAUGUGGAGGUAGUUUUGUAGCAUUCCCCUUACUGAAAACCUGUAGAAGGUCACUGUAUUCCUCAAGAAUGUUAAGAGGGGGUCGAUAGAAGAGAAAUGAAAGGCUGUGUGAUAAAUCAUAAUCUGACCACAACAGUAGUUGAUCUGAUCAUAAUCUGAGCAUAAAAUACGUGAGUUGUGUUUCUCUAGCCAAGAAAGACCUAAGAUAACAGAAAGUCCUAAAGACUCUGGAUGGGUGAUCUCAAACACUGCAUGGGUUCAUCUCUGUUGUUGGGAGAACAGAUCUUGUUUCCUUCGGGAAGCCAUAGUCUGCUGUUUGGCGUCUCUACAGGCCAGUUCUGUUAGAAUGUCAUGGUUGAGACCAUCAUGGUUGAUGUCACUAACACAGCUGGCUCAUUCCACGACGAAGCUUCUGUGCUUCUGAGUAGGCCUUGUUCUGUUCUCAUGGGUUUAUUGAGCAACCAGGAUAGAAUCCUUUCGUUCUCACCCUAACAACAACCACGGAUUUAGUUUUUUCCUAGCCAGUAUUUUUUCUACAUGAUAGAUUUUAUUUUCAGGCACAACAAUUUUCUGCAUUUCUUCUUCAUAAAAGAACCCUCUAUCAUUUCAUUAUCGUGGUCUCUUAGUUUACACAUCGGCAGGUCUCAUUUAAUAGCUUUAUCCACAAAAAAAUAUUCACCUGUAAAAGGCUGUUCAUAACCUUUCAUGAAGGGUCUGCGUUCAUUGGAAAUCCAAACCAGGUUGUCUACUUUAAACUUGGAUGGAUUUUUUUGCCAUACAAAUGAUGAAACACCUUUAUUUGAUUGGUCUCAUUCACCUCUUGCAGGCGCAUUUGAAUAGAUCUAUGAAAGGUGUCAUUAUAAGAACUGAAUGUAUUAAAAGCUGUAAAAUAUCUAAA